Messenger RNA from Drosophila innubila, 1234 nucleotides. RefSeq names its product nuclear migration protein nudC (gene nudC). NCBI's taxonomy places the organism in Eukaryota, Metazoa, Arthropoda, Insecta, Diptera, Drosophilidae. Gene Ontology annotation, cellular component: cytoplasm. The coding region runs from base 90 to 1091 and encodes 333 amino acids. Gene Ontology annotation, biological process: protein folding. The transcript is spliced from 5 exons. The record is from RefSeq and is a predicted model, not a curated record.
GUCAGUCACCGGCACACAAUUCAGAAAGAAUUUUUUUAAUUCGGAAAUUUCCAGAAAGCUAAGAAUAUAACAACAUAUAUAAAAUAAGAAUGUCUGCCAACGAAGCACAGUUCGACAAUAUAUUGCUGGCUCUGGCCGAGAAGCAUCAGGGCGGUGUUCCCGACUUUCUGCAUACAUUGGCCAGCUUUUUGCGCCGCAAAACUGAUUUCUAUACAGGCGCCAAACAGGCAGAGUGGGAGAAGAUGCUUUUGGAGAUUUUUCGCAAAGAAUCCAAGCUGGCAAUGGCCGCUCAUGAGGAGAAAGUCAAAGCACGCGAAGCAUCGCAGCGUUUGAAAGAUGAAAAGGAACGCGCUGAGCGUGAGGCGCGCCAAAAGGAAAUGGAUGAUAAUAAAAUAUGUGAUAUAACUGACGAGGAGGCUGCUGCCAUCAUUAAAGAGCAGGAGGACAAAAAGCGACAGCAGCUGCUGGAUGGCGCUGGGGAUGCAACAAAAGUCACAGCCACCAAUGAGGAAGUCUCCAAGCCCAUUGAGAAGGCGGAGGAUGAUACCGAAAAGGAUGAAGUUGGUAAAUUGAAGCCAAAUGCUGGCAACGGUUGCACCCUCGACAAAUACAUGUGGACACAGACGUUGCAGGAGUUGGAGCUGAAGAUUCCCUUCAACGUGACAUUCGCUUUGCGUGCUCGCGACAUUGUGGUCAGCAUUGGCAAGAAAUCAUUAAAAGUGGGCCUCAAAGGUCAAGAGCCGAUCAUCGAUGGUGAGCUCUGUGGCGAGGUCAAGCAGGAUGAAUCGGUUUGGGUACUUCAAGAUAGCAAAACAGUGCUGAUUACCCUUGAGAAGAUCAACAAGAUGAACUGGUGGAGUCGCUUAGUUACCACCGAUCCCGAAAUAUCCACACGUAAAAUCAAUCCAGAGCCAUCCAAGCUAUCCGAUCUUGAUGGCGAAACACGCAGCAUGGUUGAGAAAAUGAUGUACGAUCAGCGCCAGAAGGAGAUGGGUCUACCCACCAGUGAAGAUCAGAAGAAACAAGACAUACUCGAAAAGUUCAAGCAACAACAUCCCGAAAUGGACUUCUCCAAAUGCAAAUUCAACUAAAAAUUGGGGAUUCUAGGACUUUUCUACAUAUUCCACAGAUUUUCUCAACUUUCAGUAUCUUACACACACACACACACACUCACAAGCAUUUAAAAUGUGUAAUAGCAUUGCAAAUAAAUCAACUACAAUUUGUUCAACAUAAA